CGUUGCUGGGGCAGCCCAAAAGCUAUUCCAACGCGGCCCCAGACGCCGCUCAGCACGAUUGAGCCCCGCGACAGGCCCGCGGGGAGCGAGGACGCCGACCCGCCCCUGUGUGGUCUGACCUGCGGCCUGGGCGCCUGCGGCUCGGACUCGACCGACGCGCCGCAGUCCCCCAUCGACUUGCGGGAGGCGACCAUGGCCGACGCAGACGCGCCGGCGCCUGCGCCCAAGAAGAAGAAGCCGUCCCUCGGCAAGCAGGUGACGAGUGGCGUGAGGGCGACGGUGGACGCGGGCAGGACCGUGCUGUCCACCAUGGAGCGCGGCGUCAAGAAGACCUACGACGCCCUGCUCAAGGAGAACCUGAAGGCCUCGUCACCGAUGACGUCGUCGCUAUGGUACCUCCUGAAGCAUCCUUUGACAAGAUCGCUUACUACUAUUGUCGUACUCCUCCUGAACCUGUUCGUGUACUACGGCGAUCCCGCGACCUUCUCGAACAGCGAAUCGUAUGGCACGAUGAUCGGCGACAUCUGGCACGGCUGGUUCGAGCCGGAAGAAAUAGGCUGGUUUCUGCUGCGGUGGCUCGCGAUGAUUUGUCUUGGAUUGCUUGGGUUAUUCGUUGGUAUCAAGCUACAGCACUGGUUGAGGGAUACGUGGCACCUCGCGCUAUUUGGCUACGAUUCGGGAGAACAUGAAAACAGGGAACCGCUGGCCUCGCAAGAUGGGGCUCUAUUUCUAGUCAUCUGCUCGACGUGCAUGGCCUGGUGGAUCGGCCUGAAGAUUUACAACCGGUGCAUGCCCCCAAAUCAUAAAGUAGGCUCAGGGAUGCACAAGUGGGAUUAUGCGUUUUUCAAUUUGAUGUUGGCUGGAUUAUUUACCUUCUCGUCGGACGUCUGGAACGUCGUGACCGUAGUAGACCAGAUGGCGCAGUCGAUCGAGCACGAGACGUCCGGGGUGUCUGCAGAAGCCGUUGGUAUGCUGUACGCCCCGAAGGGGAGUCGUCUCGAACGGUGCGCGGCGUGGUUCGUCAAGCAUCGUCUCACUUUAACACGUGUUGGGUUAAUCAGUGGUUGGUGCAUCGGCGGCGGGAUCAUGAUUUGGAGGUAUGAAGUCACAAAAGAGGUAUUGUAUGAUACGAGUGGCACGAAGCACGAGGUCGGGCGGUCGCCGUUCUGGACCAAGGAGGGGAACACGGAGUUCACGCGGCACUUCGUCGCUUGUGUGGUGCGUAUGCCGCGUCCGUUUUGCGUUACCCGGACGCUAUCGAUGCGACGGGGUUCGCAUCGAUGGCGUGCCGGUGGGGUAGACCUCGAAACGCCAUCACGCGCAGGUCGCCUUCCUCAACGUCCUGAUCGUGAUGCAGGACUGGGACUUCCCCGACUUCUCCGAGGGCGAGAUCAAGAUCUCGGCGCUGGACAUCAAGGCCCUCAAAUUUGAGCACUGUUUUGAAUGGUUACGAAAACACUUACCACCUAUCUACGUGUCGGGCAAGUGGGUUAAUUACUUGGGUGUCCUGAUGGGCAUGGGCUUCGAUUGGGGCUACUGGUUCAUGACUACUUUACCUUUCCGACCUUGUGAUUACGCGCAGCUCUGGGAAUCGAAGACGCACAAUAUCUACACGCUCACAAGGCCAAAAAAGGUGCAGGAGCGCCGGGCCGGCGACGCCGCGGCGAAGCGGUGCUGGUGGUUCACGGACAAUCCCCUGAUAUCCUUAUAUGACCAUGAUUUCAUGGCGGCGCGGAACCAGUCGGCCGCGUGGUACGACCCGCUCGGACAAACGUGGCCCGAGGGCCAUUCUUUGGAUGAUGACGCCUGGUAUCGGAAUGGCGACGACGUCGAUGAGCGGGCCCAUGUUGUUUUAGUAGAGACGGGGUCGUUUACCGGGACCUAUACUACCGGUGAACGAGACGAAUAUAUCUAUGUCGCGGACGGCGCGUGGCUCUUGUACGUCAUGUGCCUCAUCCCGAUCUUCGCGAUCUUGACCUUCUGGUACCUGGUGUUCACGCACGAAAAAGUGCACUGCUUCAACCGGAAAAACGUCAUGGCGAUGAUCUCGCAGACGGGCGAGGAGUCGUCGGAACGACUCAAGGCGCUGGUGUCCUCCAAAAGAUGCUGCGUCUGCCUCGCCAAGAAAGAGCACGUCGUGGCGCCGGCGAGCGCGCCCGCCGCCGCCGCCGACGACAUCGCCGACCUCGAAUAGUCUCCUCGCCCGUAACUUUCAGUUUGUCGUC
Messenger RNA from Pelagomonas calceolata, 2225 nucleotides. The record is from the annotation of a GenBank genome assembly. NCBI's taxonomy places the organism in Eukaryota, Pelagophyceae, Pelagomonadales, Pelagomonadaceae.